CCUUACAUUGCCGGACUGUAAGAAGACAUCAAACUUUUUUUAUGGAAGUACCUCCAAUUACACAGAGCCACCAGAGCUUCUUGAUGAUCAACAGAACUUCAAUCAGACCUUUGAAGAAAGCUGUUUUAGACCACCUGAAACUGACCCAGCAAAAAGAUCUGUACACCAUGGCCAGGCCUGUUAAAAACCACACUGAAACUACAAGAAUAUGGAUCCAAAUGCUGCUGCAUAGCAUCCUAGAUGUGAGGGAGACUGACCAGACUUUUGUUCCUUAUGUUUGGAUUGAUAUGGAUUGGAUUAAUUAUCACAUUAAGUGGGAUCCAGUGAAGUUCUGUGGAAUUAAAAGGGUAACAGUUCCUAUUGAAGCAUUGUGGAAGCCAGAUAUAACUAUUGAAGAGAUGACAGAGAAGGAUAAGGCCCCACCGAGUCCUUACCUCAUCGUUCGUUCUUCAGGUUGGGUCGAACGUCUGAAUGAUAUGGUUCUGGUCAACACCUGCAAAAUGCAAGUUUACAAAUUCCCCUUCGACAUGCAGCGCUGCACCAUAACUUUCAAGUCGGUCGUACACAAUGACGAGGAAAUACAGCUUAUUGAUUUUUACAACCAUGGCACGUUGCCUGUGUGGACUAACAAGUUGCCGACCCAGUAUGAGUGGCUGGUCAUCAGCAAGACGGCCACAGUCAAAACUAUUGACACUUUAGGCUUCAACCAAAGCAUGCUUGUUUACACUAUCACCAUGAAGAGGCGGUCUCUGCUCUACGUUGUCAACUUCAUGUUGCCUGUCCUGUUCUUCUUGUGUCUGGACUUGGCCUCCUUCCUGAUCUCAGACAGAGGGGGCGAGAAGCUCAGCUUCAAGGUCACUGUGCUGCUUGCUGUCACUGUGUUACAACUAAUUCUAAAUGAAAUUCUGCCUUCCACGUCAGACAAGAUUCCACUUAUAGCGGCCUACUGUAUUGGGAGUUUUGGUUUGAUGAUGCUCAGCCUCCUGGAGACAAUUUUGGUGAUGCAUCUGAUGGAGAAAGACUCUGCAUCGGAUGACAGCAAGGCAGACAGAGACCGAAGCUCAAGUGAGGACUGUAGGGACAAACAAGACGAGAAGAAAUGGACUCACUGUGGGUCUGCCUGUGAUGUGUCUACUGGUGAAACUCUAUCUGGACUGCUGUCGGUGGCCAAAGAGGAUAGCAGCAGCAAACUGACGGAGGACUCCCAUUCCUUGGAGAAGCUCUCAGAUGAUCUGAUGAAGGUGGAGAAAACACUGACUGUGCUCCUCAACAGCAGGAAGGAUGAAGGAAAGCCUGGGUACUGGACCAGAGUGGCUAAAAGAAUCAACAAAGUUUUCAUCAUUGUCUACGUCACAGUUGUCGGUCUGUUUUUAUCUUGUAUCUCUUUAACAUGGUACCAUGCAGCGGACGAGUAGUGCUAAAGUUCAAAAAUACAAUUAAGUCAUUGUUCCACUUAACAUGGACAUUACCACAUUUGUAGUGUGUUCACACCUGUAAAAAAAAAGACCCAUUGUUGCUUUACGUACUCCAUUGAGGGUUUGCGCUGACUUGUUAUGAACCAACAACACGAACCCAUAGAGGAAUUAGUUUGUGUAGACUGACAGCAACUUAUGCUGCAGUUUACUGUGCUGAUUACAAAACCUCUGCAAUCAAAUAAUUACUAUUAUUAAUGUUAAUUUAUGGCAGCAUUACAUUGUGCUAUUCCACUGUGAGCAGAAACAUUUUAAACAGUUUUAUAACAUUGCACAGUCUCAGUGAAGAUCACAGUUUUAGCCACAACAUAAAGUGCAGAGGAUCUUUUUUAAGCAAACCAUGUGGGGACAACGACAGCUGACCGAAAUCCAACCAAUUCUCAGUUGAUCAUUCAGGCAAUUAAUUAGGUGUUGUAACCCCCCCGCGCCUUAGCUGCAAAUUAUAUUCGAUUGCUGCAUGGAAAACAAGUUGAUGGAGAACCAAUUAAUUAAAUCAAAAAUUAAUGGUGCCAUUGUUAAACAAAAAGAUAAGAAAUUAGAUUAUAAUAUAUAGAAGAUUUAGUUUUUUCUCAUUAUAAUCUUUGUACAUUUUAAAUGUUUACAUUUAAAUCAUGUUGUUUUAAAUGUUGGUUUUGCUUUGUCAAAACUAAAGAGAUAAAAUAAUAAGCAGGUAGACAGGAGUGCUUCUUAGGGUAUUAUCUUCAAACAGUACAAGUAGACAGGUUUUGCCAAGCAAAGACAGGAAAACAGGGAGUUUGACCCAAAUGCAAACGCUUAGGCAGAGCAGAGUCAGUUAUGUGUUUAUUUAAAUCAGGGGAUGGCAACUUACAGAAACAGAUGAGGCAGUCCAAGGGAAUAAAUAAGUCCAAACACAGGUACUAACAGAAAGUGGAGCCAAUAAUGAAUCCAAUAAUAAAUACAAAACAUAAAUACAACCACAGCUGAGAGAGAUAAUUGAGGGAACAGGCAGAGACACUCGACAAAAUACCAAGACGAUCAGACAAGAACAAAGAGAACAUGCAUACCUAAAUACCCAAGAGGCAGCUGACAAAACCACUGGUGGACACAAUCAGGGAAACUCAACACCGACAGGAAGCAAAGUAUGCACCAAGGAAAGACAACUUUAAAAUAAUACAGGAUAUACAAAACAAAAACCCCAAACCGUGACAGACAAGCUAGUUAAGCUAAUGAAGAAAAACCUACUGACGUCUUUGGAUAUCUCCAUCUGUCACGUGACUCUUGCCUUGCAGGUCGUAGCAGACCCUCGAGAGUUUCUUAUCCUAACACAUUGUUCUUAUGGUACUCAUGCCUUGAGAAAUUUCUACACCCUAGUUUUAGAAAUGUGUUUUUAGCUGUUUAGAUAUAGUCCAUCAGUAGUGUUGUUUGCAUGUUCUACACACUGUCACACAUCUAACAUAUAUUCUGUAUAAGCUUAUAACACCAGUCUGAUUGUAUAAUAAAGUUCUAGAAAUACAUAUGCCUAGGACAUUAAAUAUGCACAAUGCUCAGU
Micropterus dolomieu (smallmouth bass) is the source of this 2982-nucleotide messenger RNA. Its product is annotated as 5-hydroxytryptamine receptor 3A-like. NCBI's taxonomy places the organism in Eukaryota, Metazoa, Chordata, Actinopteri, Centrarchiformes, Centrarchidae. Bases 42 to 1415 code for a protein of 457 amino acids. The transcript is spliced from 11 exons. Gene Ontology annotation, cellular component: membrane; synapse; neuron projection. The record is from RefSeq and is a predicted model, not a curated record. Gene Ontology annotation, biological process: chemical synaptic transmission; regulation of membrane potential; signal transduction. Gene Ontology annotation, molecular function: neurotransmitter receptor activity; transmembrane signaling receptor activity; extracellular ligand-gated monoatomic ion channel activity.